Molecule: messenger RNA, 1264 nt
Organism: Varanus komodoensis (Komodo dragon)
Lineage: Eukaryota; Metazoa; Chordata; Lepidosauria; Squamata; Varanidae
Gene: RRP15
Product: ribosomal RNA processing 15 homolog
Exons: 5
Coding region: 71-877 (268 amino acids)
Biological process (GO): maturation of LSU-rRNA; maturation of 5.8S rRNA
Cellular component (GO): preribosome, large subunit precursor
Source: RefSeq, a predicted model, not a curated record
GGAACGUUCGUGGCGGCUGCGCGGGUCCGCCGGACGGCGCCUGGAGGGACGAAGACACGUCCUGGGCAAGAUGGCGGCUGCCAUGGUGGGCUCACGUGGGGAGACAGAAGCCGGCGGCACUGAGACGGAGGAAAGCGACGGUGGCUCUGAAUGGAGCUCCGGUAUACCAGAGGACAGCUUCUCAUCUGGGGAUGAAGAACUAGAUGGUGAUGAUGAAGAUGAGCCAAAGACCGUGGAGACCGAAGCUCAAGAUGCAGCUGAAUCGAAAGAGACAGGCAAUGCUGGUUGGGCUGAUGCCAUGGCCAAAGUGCUUAAUAAAAAGGUUCCCACGAGCAAGCCCACCAUAUUGAUUAAAAAUAAGGCACGAGAUGCAGAACGAGAAAAGGAAAAACAAGAGAGACUGGAGAGGAGGAAGCAGCUUGAUAAAAAGCGGGAGUGGGAAAUGAUGUGCAGAGUGAAGCCAGAUGUUGCCAAAGACAGAGAACCGGAGAGAAACCUUCAGAGAAUUGCCACGAGGGGCGUUGUUCAGUUAUUCAAUGCCGUCAGGAAGCAUCAAAAAAACGUUGACGAGAAAGUGAAAGAAGCAGGAGUUUCGAAUAGAAAACGUGCUAAGCUGAUCUCCUCUGUUUCAAAGAAAGACUUUAUCAAUGUACUGAGAGGAAUGGAAGGAACAGAAGUAGAGCAAAAUUCUUCCAGGAAGUCUUUGAAAAGCACCCAGGUUGAAUCUAAAUCAGAAGAAGGGCCAGCAUGGAGUAUUUUGCGAGACGACUUCAUGAUGGGAGCCUCAAUGAAAGACUGGGAUAAAGAGAGUGAUGGGGAAAAUGAUGCUGGACAAGAAAAUGACAUCAAGCAGGACAGUGGAAGCAGCUCAGACUGAUGAAGUCUAAAGGGUUCCAAAAUCUAUAUUUUUGUGAAAUGUAUAGGAUAUUUAGUUCAAGAAGGAGAUGCAUUUUAUACAAAAAUGAAGACCUUUUUAAAACUCGAAAAACUCAUUUUAACAAAGUAGUGCCUAAUGGUUCUAACAACUGCAGUAGUUUGUCACCAAACCUGUCUUAAUUUUUUGCAUAUUUUCACAAUACUUUGUACAGCCAAAGUAGUGGCAUCGGUCCAAAUGGAAAGGAGAGGAUUUGUAAAAGAGGUUAAAAGUUUAAAUAUUGAUUAACAUUGCUGUAACAUUAUGCUUUGUUUUUUCCUAAAUAUUGGAAUUUGGCUAUGUUUUACUACUGCAUCAAAUAAAUAGCAGGAUAUAUUUAUCAUGUAAAAA